UUCGAUUCAAAACUCAAAAAAAUCAAAAACCAAAAAAGAAAAAAAAAAGAAGAAAAAUCACAAAAAAUGGAAGAAGACGAUCAGCAGAAAGCAACAGAUCUAGUCCACGAGCUCGUCCUCCGUCUCCUCUCCCAAAACCCUAAAACCCCAAACACCCACCCCGAUCCCAACUCCCCUACCUUCCUCAAAACCCUCCGCUACGCCCACCGCAUCCUCCGCAGCCGCCUCACCCCCUCCGUCUCCCCCGACUCCGCCGCCAUCGCCGAGUCCCUCACUCGCCGCCUCGCCACCCAAGGCAAAUCCUCCGACGCCCUCUCCUUCGCCGAUCUCUACACCAAGUUCUCCUCCAAGACCGGCCCCGGCAGCGUCAACAACAAAUGGUCCCUCCUCCACCUCCUCAAAAUCGUCUCCGAGGAUCGCCAAUCCGCCGCUAACGGCCUCGAUUCCUCGCUUCUCCUGUUACCUAAUUUGAAUCUCGACGACGCCGUUUUAGGUCGUGGGAAGAAGAAGGAUUGGAGUAAUAAUGGAGGAGUUCUGUUAGUUAGUAAAGAUCCUGAGAAUCUGAGGGACGUUGCGUUUAGAGAGUUUGUUAGUUUGGUUAAGGAAGAGAGUGAGGUUACUGAGGAGGUUUUAGUUAGGGAUGUGUUGUACGCUUGUCAAGGGAUUGAUGGGAAGUUUGUUAAGUUCAACAGUGAGAUUGACGGUUACGCCGUUGUGGAUUACGUUAAGGUGCCACGUGCUACCAAGACUAUGGUUCGUAUGCUCUCUGAGCUUGGCUGGUUGUUUAGGAAAGUUAAGUGUUUCAUCUCCGAGAGUAUGGAUAGGUUUCCAGGGGAAGAUGUGGGAACUGUGGGGCAAGCGUUUUGCGCGGCGUUGCAGGAUGAGUUGUCUGAUUAUUAUAAGUUGUUGGCUGUGUUGGAAGCUCAGGCGAUGAAUCCUAUCCCUUUGGUUUCUGAGUCGGUUAGUGAGAGUAAUUACCUUUCGUUGAGGAGGUUGUUGGUUUGGUUCGCGGAGCCUAUGGUGAAGAUGAGGCUGAUGGCGGUUUUGGUUGAUAAGUGUAAGGUGUUGAGAGGUGGGGCGAUGGCUGGGGCUAUUCAUUUGCAUGCGCAGCAUGGUGACCCGCUUGUUCAUGGGUUUAUGAUGAGUUUGCUUAGGUGUGUGUGUUCUCCGUUGUUCGAGAUGGUGAGGAGUUGGGUUCUUGAAGGGGAGUUGGAGGAUACUUUUGGUGAGUUCUUUGUUGUUGGUCAGCCGGUUAAAGUAGAUUUGCUUUGGAGAGAAGGUUAUAAGCUUCACCCGGGGAUGCUUCCGUCUUUUAUUUCGCCGAGUUUAGCUCAGAGGAUUCUGAGAACUGGGAAGUCUAUAAACUUUCUUCGUGUUUGCUGCGAUGAUCACGGUUGGGCUGAUGCUGCUUCAGAAGCAGCUGCUGCCUCUGGGACGACGACCAGGAGAGGAGGUCUCGGGUAUGGGGAGACGGAUGCGCUUGAGCAUCUUGUCACCGAGGCAGCAAAGAGAAUCGACAAGCAUCUGUUGGAUGUGCUGUAUAAGAGGUAUAAGUUUAAGGAGCAUUGUCUAGCGAUUAAGCGUUAUUUACUACUUGGUCAAGGUGAUUUUGUCCAGUACUUGAUGGAUAUUGUAGGACCCAAACUUUCUGAGCCAGCUAAUAAUAUUAGUUCAUUUGAGCUUGCUGGGUUUCUUGAAGCUGCAAUUAGGGCGUCUAAUGCGCAGUAUGAUGACCGUGACAUGCUAGACAGAUUGAGGGUGAAAAUGAUGCCUCAUGGCAGUGGAGACAGAGGCUGGGAUGUAUUCUCAUUGGAAUAUGAGCCCAGGGUUCCAUUAGAUACUGUGUUCACUGAGUCUGUUUUGUCGAAAUACUUGAGAGUGUUCAAUUUUCUCUGGAAGUUGAAAAGGGUAGAGCAUGCUCUUAUCGGAAUUUGGAAGACCAUGAAACCAAAUUGCAUCACUUCCAAUUCAUUCGUCAAGCUCCAAAGUUCAGUGAAGAUGCAACUGCUCUCAGCCCUGAGGAGGUGCCAGGUUCUUUGGAAUGAAAUGAACCAUUUUGUUACCAACUUUCAGUAUUACAUCAUGUUUGAGGUGUUGGAGGUGUCAUGGUGUAAUUUCUCAAAAGAAAUGGAAGCUGCUAAAGACCUCGAUGAUCUUUUGGCAGCUCAUGAGAAGUACCUCAACUCCAUCGUUGGAAAAUCUCUUCUGGGUGAACAGUCGCAGACCAUCAGCAAAUCUCUGUUUGUCCUUUUUGAGCUUAUAUUACGGUUCAGGAGUCAUGCAGAUCGUUUGUAUGAAGGAAUCUACGAGCUGCAAAUAAGAACUAAAGAAUCAGGGCGAGAAAGGAACAAAACGCAAGAGUCAAGUUCAUGGAUCAGUGAGGGUAGGAAGGCCAUAACACAGCGUGCUGGAGAGUUUCUUCAAAGCAUGAGUCAAGACAUGGACAGUAUUGCAAAGGAGUACACAACCUCACUAGAUGCAUUCCUGUCUCUUUUGCCACUCCAACAAUCUGUAGAUCUCAAAUUCCUCUUCUUCCGGCUUGACUUCACUGAGUUCUACAGCCGGUUGCAUUCCAAAGGAAAAGAAAGUUGAAAAAGAAUAUAUCCGAGUUUAGUUGCAAAACCAUAUUCCACAGUAGCAAGAGAAGAAGACAUGCUCUACUCUGACUAACCGCUGACUGCAGCAUGGGGCUUGCAGAGGAUUUUUUCUUGAAUCUAGGUGCGUGGAAAGAAUCUGUUUUUUAAUGAGACUGCCUCGUAGAUUGUUGUUUCAAUGGCUUUGGAAUUGGGAAACAGAUUCUUUGGUGUUGGUAAAAUUGGGUUUGUGUUUGAGUUUGUGCCAUCAUGAGUCUGUUAAUCUGCAGCUUUUAGUUUUAUUUGUUUUUUUCUCUAUGUGGUUUUCUGUAAGCUCUAUUUGAGAGCUUUCGCUGAUUUGUAUGAUUUUGCUUCAUGAUGAAUCAUGACUUGGUUUUAUUGAGAUGAGAAUGAAUUAGUUGUUUGAUAAUAUUUGUAUAUUUUUC
Molecule: messenger RNA, 3019 nt
Organism: Eruca vesicaria subsp. sativa (arugula)
Lineage: Eukaryota; Viridiplantae; Streptophyta; Magnoliopsida; Brassicales; Brassicaceae
Source: the annotation of a GenBank genome assembly